Molecule: messenger RNA, 1405 nt
Organism: Protopterus annectens (West African lungfish)
Lineage: Eukaryota; Metazoa; Chordata; Ceratodontiformes; Protopteridae
Product: sialoadhesin-like
Exons: 3
Coding region: 216-671 (151 amino acids)
Source: RefSeq, a predicted model, not a curated record
CUCCAGCCGAGAAUCAAGCAGGAGAAUCUCUUUCUGUGAGGCAACAACGCAACCGCUGUACCACUGCAGUUAGAAAAUUGUAGUGCAUAUAAUACUGUUUUCUUGUCUUUUUUGGAGCUUGACAAAGGAAGGAAGGAAAGGAAGGAAGGAUAUAGUGCCUAAAAUUAAUCUUCUUCUCUGUCAUCUACAACGGAGACACAGUCCUUUGUUAAAAUAUGGAUUUCCUUAAAGCUGUCAUUGUUGAAUAUUUUCUUAUACAAGUUUUGAUCCAAGACAGUAAAACUUGGGAAGUAGACCUGCCACAAAAAGUAAUUGGAAUUCAAGAUUCAUGCGUUGUGAUUCCUUGCACAUUUAACUACCCUGGUGUGGAGAAGCAGUCCAAUGACAUUACUAUAAUCUGGUAUAAAUACAAUGGAAAUUCACAAUAUACUGAAAUUUACCAUAAGAAGAAGAAUUUGAAUGCACUGGCUGACAAAUAUAUUUUGGUUGGAGAUUCAAGAAAGAAGGAUUGUUCCUUGAAGAUUACAAAUCUCCAGAAGACAGAUGAAGGCUAUUAUCAUCUCCGGGUUGAAAUUGCACAAUUGGAUGCUUUUUCAUUUAUUACACAGGCUGCAUAUGUAUCUGUCAGUGGUAAGAAUUUAUCACAUUCAAGUUUUAAACAAUUGUCAUAAAAUAUCAUUUUAAAUUUAUAUUAAUUAUUCAAAAGAAUGUGAAGGCUGGAAAUGGACAAAAUUUUCUCUUGAAUUAUUUGAGAGUUUAUAAAUAAUUUGAAAAUAUCAGGUUUCAAAGUUCCACAGCCUACUACAUGACAACCUCUUACAUAAUCUCUAAAUUUAUAUAUAAAAUUCAAUUUACACAAAAUCUACCCAACUUUUUUAUUGGUGUAUAAGCCAAAAUAAUUAAAUGUACAAGAAACCAAAUUGUCUUUGUUUAUUCAUAGUAAUCAUAAUAAUAAUAACAUUUGUGAAAUAUAUUCACUCCAAGCCUUACUAUGUAUAAAAACUAUCCCCUGAAUUCAAUACACUAUGUGUAGGUUCUGCUCAGGCCCUGCACAGAGUGUUUUUUCAUGGAUGCAAAAUUGUUCAUUGCAUGGCAUCGCACUAUGCAUAUUAAUGAUGUGCAGCAUGCGUAAGCAAGGUUUUGCAACCACAACAGUGUUUCUGGCCAUGAAACCUGUAAUAUGAAUGUGGAUUGUACCUCCCAACCUUUUAGUGCAAGAAAUCUGGACAAAGACUAAAGUAAUGAGGGGGCAAAGGGCCAAAAAUAGGGAGGGAUUUACCAUAUUGUUCUUAUAAAUGUAGAAAGUAGGUAGAAUCAUGGGAUUUGUGUUCGCAUGCAUUUUAUGAAGGAUAUGAAGUACGAAACUGAAAUGUAUGUCAUUAUGUAUUGACUUCAAUCACCAGUG